This is a messenger RNA of Talaromyces atroroseus, 1149 nucleotides long. RefSeq lists its product as hypothetical. The transcript is spliced from 4 exons. Gene Ontology annotation, cellular component: cytoplasm; ubiquitin ligase complex. Gene Ontology annotation, molecular function: zinc ion binding; ubiquitin conjugating enzyme binding; ubiquitin protein ligase activity. The coding region runs from base 1 to 1149 and encodes 382 amino acids. Gene Ontology annotation, biological process: ubiquitin-dependent protein catabolic process; protein polyubiquitination; positive regulation of proteasomal ubiquitin-dependent protein catabolic process. The record is from RefSeq and is a predicted model, not a curated record. NCBI's taxonomy places the organism in Eukaryota, Fungi, Ascomycota, Eurotiomycetes, Eurotiales, Trichocomaceae.
AUGUCGGCCAGAACUCAUACAGGUAGUCGCAGGCCGUCGGCAAGAAGAGGAAUUCAUUGGGAAGACAUUCUCUUGGGCGAUUUCCGUGAAAAACCACGACGGCCAGCGCGAGGUGUAGCAGGAAGUCAUCAAGCCCACGAGUAUUCGCGUCAGGAAAGAAGGCAUCAUUCUUCUCCUAGAGAAGCAAGCAGGAAAAGCGAGCCACAGAGAAGUCAUCAUCAACAUCGUCGCCAUCAUUCUCAUUCUGCUCCCCGUCUAGUCGAAGGGUCUAGUGCACCCCGAGCCACAAAUCCAUCAGUUCUCGCAGAACCUAGAGUGGAUAAUUUGCAAAAAGAACGACGGAGACCUACGAGCCUCCUUUCGCUGCUCUUCAACCCUCCAGCCGAGAAAGCUGUCAAGAGAGUGGCCUGCUCUGCGAAACUCGCCUGCUCUCAUCGCAUGUGCUACACAUGUCUUCGGCGACUCUUCACGUUGUCCGUGACAGAUCCACAACAUAUGCCGCCGCGAUGCUGCACGCAGGACCAGAUUCCUGCCAGAUAUGUUGAGAUAUUGUUCGAUCAGAAAUUCAAGACGAAAUGGGACCAGAAGUACAAGGAAUACACAACGAAGAACAGAUACUACUGCCCGUCGAAAGAUUGCGGGGAGUGGAUCAAACCCAGUCAAAUAUUCAAGCACCGUGAUACUGGUCGCAAGUACGGACAAUGCUCCCGGUGUAAGACCAAAGUGUGCUGUAUGUGCCGCGGCAAGUGGCACGGAAACAAGAAGGAAUGCCCCAAGGAUGAAAGCGUCCAGAAACUAGAAGAGAUGGCCCAACAGCAAGGCUGGAAGAGAUGCUAUGACUGUUCUUCUUUGGUGGAACUGAAAGAAGGAUGCAACCAUAUGACAUGUCGAUGCGGUGCUCAGUUCUGUAUGGUGUGCGGUGCGAAGUGGAAGACAUGCGACUGUCCGUGGUUCAAUUACAAUACGCAGGAGAGAGCGCGCGGUGAUAUUCUUGACUUCAAUCCCGUUCCACCUGAGGCAAUCUGGCUUCGCCCCCGGUUCGUGGUUGCUCGUCCUCGGUAUCGGGACGAGCUAUGGAUGAGAAGAGACCAAGAGCAAACCGAUCAUGACCUGGCUCAGCGUUUGCAGUGGCUUGAUAUGGAGGAUUGA